AUGGAAGCAGGAGAAUUAGGGAGAAUAAGAAAGAGAUCUUUCUUAUUCUCCCUACCUUUAUUUCUUUUGCUACUACUUCUCUUUUCUCUUUCUUCCUGCUUUCUUUUGUCUUCAUCACUUCAACAUCUUUUUUUUCUCUCUCUCUCGCUCUCCCAUAUUAAAUCAUCUUUCACACAGUUACUUUGUUUCUUUUUCUAUCUCUUUUUCUCUAAAUUUAUAUUUCUUGUGAUCUCUCUCUUUAUUUCUUUCUCUUUCUUCUCUGUAGACUACAUGUUAAUUCUAUACUUUCUCUCACUCAUUUCCUUUCAUCCUCUCUUACACUGUUUCUUUUCCUAUCCGUUUCAUUCUCUCUCAAAUUCAAGUUCUCUCUCUCUCUCCCUCUCUCUCUCUAUCUCUCUCCCUCUCUCUAUCUCUCUCUAUCUCUCUCUCUCAUACUUCCUUCUUUCUCUUCCUUUCUUCCCAUUGCCUCUUAUUUUACUUGAUGAAUUGAUGGAUGUGAACAAAAUCAAAUUGACAGAAAGAUACGGAGAGUGUGAGAUCGAUAGAUCACUUAAUCGAUAG
Molecule: messenger RNA, 561 nt
Organism: Acanthosepion pharaonis
Lineage: Eukaryota; Metazoa; Mollusca; Cephalopoda; Sepiida; Sepiidae
Source: the annotation of a GenBank genome assembly